This is a messenger RNA of Solanum stenotomum, 829 nucleotides long. Its product is annotated as leucine-rich repeat protein 1. The transcript has 7 exons. Bases 28 to 621 code for a protein of 197 amino acids. Lineage: Eukaryota; Viridiplantae; Streptophyta; Magnoliopsida; Solanales; Solanaceae. The record is from RefSeq and is a predicted model, not a curated record. Gene Ontology annotation, molecular function: protein binding.
AUUAUAUCAAUCUAGUAGUACAAGAAAAUGAGGUUCAUUGCCCUUGUGUUCCUGGUUGGUGCUUUGGCCAUUAUAGCUGUUGAAUGCAACUCUGAAGGAGAUGCUCUUAAUGCAUUCAAAACUAAUGUGGCAGACCCAAACAAUGUGCUUCAAAGCUGGGACCCAACUUUAGUCAAUCCUUGCACAUGGUUGCAUGUCACGUGCAACUCCCAAAAUAGUGUUGUGAGAGUGGACCUAGGUGAUGCUAACCUCUCUGGAUCCUUGGUACCUCAAUUGGGAAUGCUAAACAAUCUUCAAUACUUGCAAAUUCAAAGUAAUUCAAUUAGUGGAGCAAUUCCAAGUGAAUUAGGGAACCUAACAAAGCUAGUAAGCUUGGGGUUAGAAAAUAACAAGCUCAGUGGCCUUAUUCCAUCAUCUCUUGGCAAUUUAAAAUCCCUACGAUGGAUGAGAUUGGAUAGUAAUAAAUUAUCAGGGGAGAUUCCGAUUUCCGUCUUGAAGCUCGUCUUGUGGGGCAAUUUGCAGCUUAUGAAUGUUUCAGACAAUAAGCUGGCAGGGACUGUCCGUCAUACUAACAAAACAGGAUUUGCAAUUACAACAAUUGUUCAAGACUUCAAGGCCUAGAUCAGGUUACUUGUCAACGUUUGGCAAUAUUGCAUUAUCCUGCCAAGUUGCAGUAAUUCUAUAUACUUAUAUUAAUGUGUCAAGUCAAGUCCUAAAUCAAGAUUUAGGAUAUUGUCAUUUUGAAUAAUUAUUAUUAAAAUGUGAUUGGAAUAUAUGUACGUAAGGAAAAUAAUUACGUUAUUACUCGUAUUAUAUUGAUGUUGUUAUU